Volvox carteri f. nagariensis is the source of this 2668-nucleotide messenger RNA. RefSeq lists its product as uncharacterized. The coding region runs from base 84 to 1865 and encodes 593 amino acids. The record is from RefSeq and is a predicted model, not a curated record. The transcript has 15 exons. Gene Ontology annotation, biological process: pentose-phosphate shunt, oxidative branch; glucose metabolic process. NCBI's taxonomy places the organism in Eukaryota, Viridiplantae, Chlorophyta, Chlorophyceae, Chlamydomonadales, Volvocaceae. Gene Ontology annotation, molecular function: NADP binding; glucose-6-phosphate dehydrogenase activity.
AUUUAGGCCUGUCUGUUAAACCCUCGAAAGUAUUCUGCACUUGUGCAAGCCAAUUAAGUUAACGAUCAUCCACAUUUGACACGAUGCAUCAGCUGAGAGGACUAUGCCAUGGCCGAAUUCCCAAAGGGGCGGCGCAUAUGGCAGUUGUGAGGCAUCAUCACAGUAGAUUUCGUCUCGCACCGCAACAAUUGUCUGCAUCAGUUGGUUGUGAGGACGCUACUCGCUUUUCAGCUAGGUCAUCUCUCACCGCUGAUCAACAAACGUCAGCCUUAACGAACGGAAAUUCCGCAUCGCCGUCAACACCUUCUGUCUUCUCUUUCGGAAACUUGAAUGUCGAGGAGGCAUAUGACCUUGAGCGCAAUGACUGGGAUGCAACGUCGCUCAGCGUGGUUGUGGUCGGCGCAUCCGGCGACCUCGCCAAGAAGAAAAUCUUCCCUGCCCUAUUCGCUUUGUAUUACGAGGGACUGCUGCCACCGGAGUUUCAUGUGUAUGGGUUUGCUCGGAGCAAAAUGACCGAUGCGGAAUUUCGGGACGUCAUUGCCUCAACCCUCAGCUGCCGAGUUUCAGCUAGGGAGAAGUGUCAGGAGAAGCAAGAAGACUUCCUGCGUCGCUGCUUCUACAGCGCGGGCCAGUACGACAACGCGGACUCGUUUCGGGAGCUGAACCGGCGCAUGAGCGAGGUUGAGGCGUCCUGCGGCAAGCAGCGAGCCAACCGCAUGUUUUUUCUGUCCAUUCCACCCAACGUGUUUAUCGCGGCUGCGGGCGGUGCGGCGGACUACUGCUCCACCAGAACCGGCUGGACGCGGGUGAUUGUGGAGAAGCCAUUUGGCCGGGACAGCGCCAGUAGUGCCGCGUUGGGAAGGGGGCUGGCGGCUCAUCUUCGCGAGGACCAGAUCUACCGCAUCGACCACUACCUGGGCAAGGAGCUCAUAGAGAACCUCACGGUACUCCGCUUCAGCAACCUGGUGUUCGAGCCGCUGUGGUCACGGCAGUACAUUCGAAAUGUGCAGAUUGUGUUCAGCGAGAACUUUGGCACGGAGGGGCGUGGUGGCUACUUUGACCAGUACGGCAUCAUGCGUGACGUCAUCCAAAACCACCUGCUACAGAUUCUGGCGCUAUUCGCCAUGGAGCCACCGGUAAGUCUGGCCGCGGAGGACAUCCGCAACGAGAAGGUCAAGGUGCUUCGCUCCAUGCGGCCGGUACAGCUAGAUGACACGGUGCUGGGGCAGUACCGAUCGCGGCAACACGGGGGCCGUACACUGCCCGGCUACCUAGAUGACAAGACGGUGCCGCCGGGCAGCCUCACUCCCACCUUCGCCGCCUGCGCCAUGUUCAUCAACAACGCGCGGUGGGACGGCGUGCCCUUCCUGCUCAAGGCCGGCAAGGCGCUACACACGCGGCGAGCGGAGAUCCGCGUGCAGUUCAGGCACGUACCCGGCAACUUGUACAAGCACAAGUUUGGUCCCGAUCUUGACAGCGCCACCAACGAGUUGGUCAUCCGCAUCCAGCCCAAGGAGGCCAUCUACCUCAAGGUCAACAACAAGGUGCCUGGCCUGGGUCUGCGGCUGGAUACCACCCGUCUGGACUUGCAGUACCAGAGCGCCUUCAGUCAGAAGGAGUUACCGGAUGCGUACGAGCGGCUUUUGCUUGACGUUGUCAACGGCGACAAGCGGUUGUUCAUCCGGUACGAUGAGCUCGAGGCCGCCUGGGAGUUGUUCACACCGCUGUUGCAUGAGAUUGAGAGCCGAAAGGUUGCACCGGAGCUAUAUCCGUACGGCAGCCGUGGGCCGGUCGGCGCGCACUACCUCGCCGCCAAGUAUAACGUCAGAUGGGGCGACCUGGCGAAUGAUGAGCCGGACGAGUAAUGCAUGGGCCUGGUCUUCUGACUCAGACAAAAGAAGCUUGGCGAGGUGGUUGAUCUGGUCCUUGCCAUACGGGUCCCUGCGGUUUGGAGGCGUUAAGUGUGGUGGUGCAGUCGUGGUGGGAAAAAUGGAUAAAGGCGUAGGACAAGGAUGGGUACUGGAUAUUUGGCCGUUGAUUUAUUUGGCCGUGUAUUACUAUGCCCGUUCUUCUGUGUGUUAAAAAGCAGGCAUCUGCAUUUGUGAUUACGGCUAAGUGGUUUCAUGGCGUAACGCUGGGCAUGCAUUAGGGAAAGUAGCGUAUAUCUGACAAGAGUGCGUGUUUCGUGUGUUGUUCUGAUCGAUAGGUUUGGUUAUGCAGCCCUUUGCGUCAUCUGACAAAAGCCUCGUAUACGCACGAGGGCACCGACAUGUGUGAAGGCGGUGUGCGGGGCCGGAGUGUGUAUUAUUCCUUUUUUAACCGCGCGGUGUUGAAUGGUGCCAAUUAGCAAACUAGUAUUCAGUAACAUGGCUGAUGGCUCGUAUUCUUUAGUACCACUCCGCAUUUAUAGCCCCGGCUGUCGCAGCUGUGCCAUGUAUUUGACGUGGCUCAAUGCCACGGAAAUGGCAGAUGUCCGGAUCGCAAGCGUACGAUUACGCAUUAUCCGGUCGGGUUGAUCGCGGAUAUAUUUUUUUGCGCAUAAACGCUAUUUCUCUAAACACAUGCUUUAACAUCGCAGUGACUGGUACAGUUGUCACUUCCUGUCUAAGACAGGUAGUUGUCACUGGAAAAUAACACAGUAUAACUCAAUGUAAUCAUUCCAAACUCC